CCGACUCGCCAUUCGCCAAUCGCCAUUGUUGAGUUCUGUUUCGAACAUUCUGCAAUAAAAAUAUAACGAAAAAUGCCUCCAUUUCAUAAAGAGCAGUUGCGAAAAUUGUUUAUUGGGGGUUUAAACUUGGAUACGACGGAGGAAAGCCUCAAAGAUUAUUUUUCUCGAUGGGGGGAGACAGUAGACGUGGUCGUGAUGAGAUUCCCCGAUACGAAAAGGUCGAGAGGAUUUGGGUUUGUAACCUAUGAAAACGUUGAAUCAGUUGAUGCUGUGUUGAUUGCGAAGCCACAUGUACUCGAUGGAAAGGAAAUCGAACCAAAGCGGGCUGUUGCUAAAGAUGAAACAGCGCAAUCGUCGAGGCAGGAAGUUGAAAGUUCCCACAAGAUAUUUGUCGGGGGUUUAGCGAGCGCCACAUCUGAGGAAGACAUCCGAAAUUGCUUCGAUAAAUUCUGUGAAGAAGCUGGCCAUGGCAAAGUGGAAGAGAUUUUGGUCAUGAAAGAUAGAGACAGCGAUAGACUUCGCGGAUUUUGCUUCGUGACUUUUGAUAGCAAAGAGAUAGUUGACAAGGUAUGUUCUGUGAAGUAUUUUGAAAUAAGAACAAAAACUGUCGAGGUUCGUCGCGCCGAAUCAAGAAUGGCCAUGAUGAAGAAAGAGCAAAGAGAUUAUGGCUAUACCAGACGACAGAUGGAUGAUCGAAGAAGAGACACGCGCGAUAGUUAUCAAGGUGGGUGUUUAUACUGGAUUUAGCAAAUUAACCAUUAUUUUCUCAAUGUAUGCAAUAUAUGCACACCCCUGCCCUGAACUAAUGCAUCGGUCAAUUCCAGCUGCGACCACCCCCACCCCCCGGGACAACCCCCAGGAAUUGGCAAAUUUUAAGUUUUUUGUGCAAAUGCCCAGGGGUAGGGCAAAAAAAAGGAACAAUGCCCCAACCCCUGUGCCGACAAAUUAGUCAAUUUCAAAGAAUGUCCUAAAUUAAUUACAUGUGUUUUAACAAUUUAUACCUUUGUUCGUUGUUCUUUUGGGGAUUUUUUAAUAAAAAAACAGGGAAAACUAUCGUGUUCACUUCAUAUGAAAACAUCGACGAAAGGCUGUGACACACUUGUUUUUAUUGCAGAAAGUUUUUCAUGGUAUUAAUAUUACUGGAAAAACAAGACAGCCUACCUUUAAAUAUGUCCACAAGUUUAUCUAGGCCUUCUUUCGUCUGCCAAGACUCAACAAAGCUCUCGUUUGUCUUUGCCUGUAAAGUCGUCCAUUUGGCAUACGACAAAGGAAACUGGUGGCCACGGUCUUUUCUCUGUGAGCUACAAAUGCCCGUGGAUAAUAACCCAAUAUUGACAAAUCCCCAGCCCCGGGUGAGCACGCAGCUGCAAAUGCCCGGCCGUGUGGACAAGUAAGUGUAAAAAUGCCCCACAAUGUCCUGGUGGGGGGGAUGAUCACAGCUGGAAUUGACUGAUGCAUAACCCUAAACCAAUAUAGAGUUGUAGUAAUUGUAGUCUCCUAUGCAGACCUACUUUAGCGGGUUUGGGCCCGCCACGUACGGUCUGCUUGCUUUGGCUAGCAAUUCGGCUUCCCAUUGUAUUCCAUUAGCCAAUAGCAUUCAAAUACACUAGACACGCCCACUUUGAAUGUCAACUGUAAAGUGUAAACAAGGAGCGUGCGGUAAUCGAAUAAUACAUACGUAUUUAAGUGGCCAUAAAUGUGAACAGAUCGAAUUUUCUGAUCAAUAGCAGUCGAAGUAGAAAAUGUUGAAUAUUUUUCCAACAAAUGUACGCGAUAGGUCGAAGGCUUAAAUGUAUAUAAAACUAUUCACUGGUAAUACUUGUUUUGAACUUGACACGACUGCGUGACGGCAUGUAUAUUCAAUAUAUAUGAUAAGUUUCUGAACGUUCAAUAUCAGAGCGAUUUUAUUAAACUUUAAAAAAUUCAUUAAUAAUUCACAAGGAAAAUACAAAAGAAAUGAAUGUUUAAUCAAUGUUUGUAAAUCGGAUAAAGAUUUGUCCUGAUUUACAUAAACUUCAGCUUUGAUUUUCUCGGCUUAGACAAUGUUUAUUUUUAGAGGUGAGCCGAUGUCUAAAAAAAGCCGAUUACCGAUACCGAUUGUUAACAGCCGAUAUUUACCCACCAUCAGCCGAUUAAUCGGCAAAACCGAUGGUCAUCUUAAUUUUUUUUACUAAUGUGUCCUCUCGUCAAAAGACUCAAAACAUGCAGAAACAGGAAGCGACAUUUUUAACACUGAUUCUGAAAUCCACAGUGUGCUACUGACUGGUCAACGGAAGUCACGGAACACGAUAAUUUAAUUAAUAAAUCUUGCAGAAAUGCCAGAAUUUAAAUGAGAAAACAACGAUGAAAAAAUGCAGGAAAUCAGUAAACAUAGUGUUUCCACUUUCGUUUCGAUAAUUGUUUCCACACCAAAUAUUUGAAUUUCAUUUUUUUAUUACACCGCUGACCAUACAAAUGGUGGAAGACAAUCGGCCGAUGCCCGAUUGUGAAAAAACAAGCCGAUUAAUCGGUUUUGCUGAUGUUUUGCCGAUGAUCGGCUCACCUCUAUUUAUUUUUAAAAUUACUUCGCCAAUUAACUCAAAAGAUGGGUCAUUUUUUAAGUACGAUAAAACAUUUGCAUCCAAUCUGUAUCUGAUAUACAAACUCUCGCCUUCGGCUCGAGUUUGUAUAUCAGAUACAGAUCGGCUGCUCAUGUUUUAUCUAGUACUUAUAAACUGGCUAGUCAUAUACAAACUUAGAAACCGAAAUAUGCAAUGAAUCAAUUCAGUAUUUUAUAUAGGCUGAAUUCUGUAAUCUUCAAUUAGUAUUUAUAAAUCUAUUAUCUACAUGCAGUAAUGUACACUGUAACUUUAUAACUUUGUCUUGACGUCUUUGUCCAGUAUAUUACCUGUGUUACAGAAACACCUGCAAACGCUUGUAAAGUAAUCAAAACAUCGCGAAAUAUUUUAGGUGAUAUUGUUCGAUUUUACUACACUGUCUGUUCAAAACAAUAGCUCGACAAAUUCUAACAGAUUUUACAAUUGUUCCAUAUUGUAAAAUAUUUGUAGACUGGUAUAUGUAUAACAAAGAUAUCUCUCAGCGCUCGCAGAUAAUCGGUUUAAGAUAUGAAUACGUACAAAUGAAGAUAUGAAAUGUUCAAGAUUAAAUGUUUUGAAACUUUUGACGACCCAAGCCUCGAGGUCAAAGGUCAAGCCCCACAAUUUUUGUGGGUAAAGCUGUGAUUAGCUAAUUUUUGAGGAAAGGAAUUCUUGGCCAAAGUAAGCAUACCUUACGUGAGGGCACAGCCCGCUAAGUAGGUAUGCGUAGGAGACUAUAGUAAUUGCGUCUCGAGCAGUAAAAUUUUCUAGUGUCACACACAUAUUGUUUGCCAUUCCCCAUGGUGGGGACCCUGGGGACCUGUGCAAGGUGUGGGAUAGCCUGAUUGAAUAAAAAGCCUGCAACAAUCUCAAGGACAUUUGGUAUUUCACAGCCAUGAGAGGACGCGUAAAUCCUAUUGGCUAAAAUAAUAAUAUAUGCCAAAAUAUGCAUAAAUUAUAGAACCGUCUGUGGCACAAUGUUUAUACGCUUUCAGUAAAAGUGUAUGUUUUUGAAAGAAUACUUUUGGGUUUUAAAUAUUUGGUAUUUGGGUUUUAAACUAAAAACUGAACAGCUGCAAAUCGUUGAGAUGUUUUGGCAGGUUUUUUCAUUGGAUAUCUGCCUUGACAAGUCGAAGAGCAUGGAUACAAACCCAUGCACGUGUUGGACCAUUGGUAUUUCUCUAAAUAAUACAGUGGCUAUACCCAUUCAAUUUGAAAUACUGAUUGACUAAAUAUGUAUCCUAUUAAAGUUUGGAAUACAUGUCGUUUUAUGCAUUUAUGAAAUGUAUAACUCGAUCUACAAAUGUUGCUUUUAUGUUAUUAUUAAACUGUGGCGAUUCCAUACUUUAUUUAUUUAGAGUUUUACAGCAGACUAUAUCUACAAACUGUAGUGCAAUUUAGCUUGUAUUGUGAUAUAUUUUUAGAGUUUGUUAUUGGAAAAUUUGUAAACAUUUAUACUGUUCAGUCCAGGGUCUGAAAUUUGCGGUAUCCCGAUAUCCACGGGAUACUGAAAUUUGGUUUUGGAUACUAAGUUUAUUUUACUUGUAUCCCGAUGGGAUACCACAUUUUUUUAAAAAACGGGAUAGCAGUUAAUGUUUUAGUAGUCUCCCCACAUUUUUGUUCAUUAAAUAGUGCUGUAACACAAGUCUAGCAUUCGUCUUAACGUUGUAUUUAUGCAUGUAGUCCACUCAUGGUUGAAUUCGCGAGUCGCCAUUUUGAAUAGUGUUUCCACAUUGAAACAACUGUCCAGAUUUCAUUGAAAAGAAUCUUUUUGAAAUCAAGAAAAGUCUAGCCUGCGUAGCAGGCGGUAUUCGUGGGCACGUGAAGAAAAGUCAAGAAGAUUGUAAGGAAAUUUGAAGGUCGAUAGUUAGCAAAAAAGAAAUACAUUUUUUUUGCUGCCGUCAUGAACUAAAAUACUCAUAAAUAAUCCAUGCUUUCUUGUGAUAUUAUGUAAAAAAUAUUUAAUUAAAACUACCAAAACUCCUGAUGCAGGCAAUGGUCUUCAUGAUAAUACAGCCAAUGAUGAUGAUAAUGACAUGACUGUGGUUCCCAUUUGAGUGCAUACUGAUAGCAUUAAAAAUCAGAGAAGUUGACACUUAGACUUUAAUCUAUAAUUAAAUAACCCUGUUAACUGUUAAGAAAUUGAAUAUUUGAACUGUAUAAGUUCCUUUUAGGAUUCUAGUAUGUUAAACAUAAAAUGCGAUGGAUGAAAAUGCUUGACUAAGAGUAAGCCUUAGAGUGAUGUUGGGUCUGGCCCUGUGGGAUACGAAAAGCCAACUAGUUAAGUAUCCAGAUUUAGGAUACUGGAUUAUCGGGAGGGAUACCAAAUUUUAAAACCUUGGUAUCCAUGUGGAUACUUAAAAAAAAAUCAAAUUUCAGACCCUGCAGUCGUUGCAAUUUUGAAACAUGUUAAUUUCGCUCAUAGCUAGUCAUAUUUUGUUUGAUUUUGAAAUUUAUUGCAGUAAUGUUUGGACCUAAGAUGGUAUUGUCUUCCUUUUGAUAUAUAUAUAUAUAUAUAUAUAUAUAUAUAUAUAUAUAUAUAUAUAUAUAUAUAUAUAUAUAUAUAUAUAUAUAUAUAUAUAUAUAUAUAUUUGAGUUGCUGUUCAUUAUUAAUACGUAAAUUAUUGCUCGAAUUAUUUUAUUUUGGAGUCUAUAUUUAGACCAUUCUGACAUAUUAAUAGUCAGAGUAAAAUAUUAUAUGUAGGGCGCAUUCUACAAUCAGUUGAAAUCAGAAAAUAUCUUGCUUGAUCUACAAACUGAACCUGUUAAGAUGCAAAACUCGUGUUUACAAGUAAAAUCGCCUUGGCAAUUUAGAGUACAAUGUGUAGUAAUGAAGAUUCCUGGUAGAUUGACACCAAAGUAUGGAUAUUGAACCAAGUUGUAUUGAGAACUUGGCCUCACCUUAGGACAGUUUUUCACUGUACGUAAAGAAAUUAAAUGCACCAUUGUGCCGGAAAGUAUGCAUGAAGAUAACUGCUGAAAUUUCAGUAUUUUAUGUCAACAAAUGUUUCAGAUUCAGGCAGAAUGCGAGGCAACAACUUUGGUUCCGGUUUCAAUCAAAUGUCAAUGCAAGGAUCUAAUUCUGGUGGCAUGCCUUUCUUUGGUGGAGGUUCUCGUGGAGGUUGGUUGUAGUUAUAGAUAGAUAGUUCUAACUUUAUUUAAAGUGGG
Messenger RNA from Paramuricea clavata, 5744 nucleotides. The record is from the annotation of a GenBank genome assembly. NCBI's taxonomy places the organism in Eukaryota, Metazoa, Cnidaria, Anthozoa, Malacalcyonacea, Plexauridae.